Gamsiella multidivaricata is the source of this 2322-nucleotide messenger RNA. Its product is annotated as SBF-like CPA transporter family-domain-containing protein. The transcript has a single exon. Gene Ontology annotation, cellular component: plasma membrane. The record is from RefSeq and is a predicted model, not a curated record. NCBI's taxonomy places the organism in Eukaryota, Fungi, Mortierellomycota, Mortierellomycetes, Mortierellales, Mortierellaceae. Bases 233 to 1957 code for a protein of 574 amino acids.
CUCUCCACUCUCCACUCUCCACUCCUCCAUCCCUCCCUCCGUCUCCAUUUGAAUACGGCUUCUCCCUACUAUAUACAUAUUUACUAUACCCCCACGAACACAUAACAGCGGAGAGAAGAGGAGAAAAAAUAAAGGUGUCAUCAUUAAUACAGCACACAGCGAAAAAAAAAAAAAAGAAUACUUCACGCCUCAAUUGCACACCUCCAACCGACUUUAACAAAGAUAGAGUACCAUGCUGCCCUCAUCUUCAUCUUCAUCCCCACCACUGCCGUCGGCGCAGCAGGGGCAGGACCAGCAUGUCCCGACUACUACAGCACUACCCUCGGAUCAUACUAUCACCAAUGACCAGCACAAGGCUCCAGGAGACCCAUCUCUAAAGAUUGGUCAUCAUCAGGGGCAACAACACACUUACGAUCUUAAACAGGAAUAUGACGAACAGGAUGCAGUAACAGCCGCAACCCCCAUCGAGUCAGAGCCUGCCUUUGUCGUCCCCGAACAAGAUGAGCCAUCAUCGCACCAGAAACAACAGCAACAGCCAAAGAAGGUCUCCUGGAAGACCAAGGCCUGGGAUCUAUGGAUGAAGAAUUGGUUCCUCCUCGGACUCAUCGUUGUCAUCAUCCUUGCCCGCUACUUCCCAGAGUGGGGUCGCACCGGCGGUCCGAUCCGCCCCGAGUACUCUGUCAAGUACGGUAUCACCUCCUGCAUCUUCCUGCUCUCAGGCCUGUCCCUCAAGACCAAGGACCUGCUCAUCUCUGCGGUCAACUACCGGGCCCACCUGCUCGUCCAGCUCACCUCCUUCAUCGCCAUCCCCCUCAUCGUCAAGGCCAUCACCGCCCUCAUCGGCCUCUCCUCCUUCAACGCGACCCUCCUCGCGGGCAUGGCCGUCACCUCCGCGACCCCGACCACCAUCUCCUCCAACGUCGUCAUGACCGCCAACUCGGACGGAAGCGAGUCCCUGGCGCUGUUCAACGCCGCGCUCGGUAACCUCCUCGGCGUCUUCAUCUCCCCAAUCAUUGUCCUGAUCCUCCUCCACUCCACCCCGCAAACGCCCUCGGGAUCCCAUGGACUCGAUUACCCAACGAUCCUGCGAGACCUCGGCACCACGAUCUUGGUCCCCAUCCUCGUCGGACAGGUGUACCUGUACUUCUUCCCCAAAUCCAUCGCCUGGGCCAAGAAGAAGGUCCACUUCCCGACGCUGAACUCAUCUUGUCUGCUGAUCCUUGUCUGGACCGUGUUCUGCGAUGCCUUCCACAACAACACCUUCUCGUCCGUCACUGCUGGCGAGAUCAUCGCCAUCGGUGCUCUCCAGGCCUUCAUCUUCUGGCUCAUGACCUUCUUUCUCGGUUUCAUUGCCCGUGUCCGCCCCGCGAAACUGCGCAUCCUCAAGAUCAUGGAGCGGAACCAACAGGAGCGCGAGCGAAGGGAGGCCCAACUCGAGGACGGGUCCUCAUCCUCCAACGCAACCGUCGAACGUGGGGAAGACAGUGAUUCAGAUGUGACCAGGGGCCUGUCGCUUCCUCGCACGCCGCUCCAGAGGUUUGCAGAGCCGAUGUCGAAGAAGGAUACCGUCGCGAUCUUGUUCUGCGGAGCAACAAAGUCCGUGGCCAUGGGGAUCCCGAUGAUCAAGAUCUUGUACUCGAGCGAAACAGGAUCAGCACUCGCGGGUCUGUUGGCGACGCCCUUGUUGAUCUACCAUGUGGAGCAGCUCUUCAGUGGUGCAUUUAUGGUCGCUUGGCUGAAGAAAUGGGUCAACCGUGGCGAGGAGUCCCUCGAGUCCUUUGAGAAAAACGAUCGCAAAAAGCUGCAGAAGCAGGACCAGGACCAGCAGGACCAGGAGCUACAGGCGGAGGAGUUGCACACGACAGCACAGCAGGGUGGACCUUACAAGGCCCCAUCAUUGGUAUCGUCCGCGUCGACCUCGGUCUCUGUCAGGAAAAAUCAGGGAACAUCCGCAUAGACGAAGAAUUCAACCGCUUCAUUUCAUCCGUUCAUUCGCACCAGCAUCGAUAUCCACACCAUUCCUUUCUCUCUCUCACACACUCUCACGCCCACUCUCUCAUAUGUCAGUAAUCGCGCCCUUGUUCUUAGCCCAUCGUAAUAAAAUACCUCCUGCAUGAAAACCAGGACUGCAGCCCAGAUUCGCUAGCCCGCCUGUUUGUCCUUUGGGGAUAUCUUUUCUUUUCCCACGCCAGAAAGGCGCUCGUCUUCAGUCCAUGGUCUGUUCAUACACACUCCGAUGCUUAUACAUCUUGGGUUACACGGUGCCAUACAAAGCAAAAGUAUGAAAUAUACACAGUUUUUCUUUUUUAAAGGUAUCGAGUA